GAUGCCACUUUACUACAGCAUCGCGCAAUUAUAACUAUAUGAUAUAUACUAUCCUCAACUGAAUUGUCAACUAAUUGUUUCUAAACCCAGUUUCUAAACCCAGAGUAGCAACAUCGCGAGACUUCCGGAAACGCUUGUGAAACAGACUAGAAAGACCAGGUCGGGGUUUUACGUUGGAGAAGUGAAAAAUAUUCCAUAGUUGUUCAUUUUCUCGAAAUCGAAAGGCAAAUCCUAGAUUCGAGCCGAUGUCUUCAGUAGUUAAACAUGGUAUUACUCCAACCUCGUGAUAGUGACAAACUGACACGUUUUAAUUUGUCAAAAACAAUUUUAUAUCGAAUGAGUGCCUUUGAAUUGACGGCCUGUACAUGCGCAGUUCGGCGAGAGUCGACCGUUAUACCAUAUGUUGUUUAUAACUAAACCUUGUUCUAUAUGUGGUUAUACGUACUUCUUCUCAUGUGCUUAGCUAGGCAACGUCGCCAUGACAUCACCUACAAGUGUGAACGGCGAUUUCAAUUGGAGAGCAGUUUCUGUCUAUCAUCAUACUGUACUGACUUUGUCUACUCCUUGCGGGCUGCGUCAUACUGCUGCAAUGUUGACGGUCUCGAUUAAUAUUAUCGAGCAUAGAAAUAGAACGCAUAGAACGCCCCGCACACCAUCGUUGUUUCAACCAGGGAGUUCGACACAACAAGAGAGAGAAGUAGAGCCACCCAAAUAACAUCAGAGGAAUAAAGCGACCGAAGAGAGGCUGCAAAAUGAAGAGGGGGCGAUAAACAUAGCUGUAUAUAGCUUAGCACGCAUGCUAACGUUGGCUUCUAGUUAGCUAGCUACGUCGAAACGGCCACGCAGAGAACAACAUCAAAAGGCGAUAGUCAGAAGAAGGGUUUACAACUGUAUUUCAAUGGUAUUUUUAAAUAAAAGCAGGUUCGAGCAUUAUGUCCUGCUCUGGUAACCUGGUUUGGGAUGUUAACAAGCGUUCCAUUGGAUAUAAUGACCCGAAUGCUGUCAGGAUCAACUACUUAGGGAGAAGAGAAUUUGUCCAGCGGCUGAAACUCGAAGCGACACUCAAUGUUCACGAUGGCUGUGUCAAUACUAUAUCCUGGAACGAUACCGGYGAGUACAUCUUGUCAGGGUCGGACGAUACCAACCUGGUCAUCACAAACCCAUACAACAGAAAGGUUAAGGCAACCAUACGGUCGGGUCACCGGGCGAACAUCUUCAGUGCUAAGUUCAUGCCUCAGACCAGUGACCAGCAGAUCAUCUCGUGCUCUGGGGAUGGUAUCAUCUACUACACCCACACAGAGAAGAGCCCCGACAUCAACAGGCAGUGCCAGUUCACCUGCCACUACGGAACAGCCUACGAGAUUAUGACAGUACCCAACGACCCCUAUACGUUCCUGUCGUGUGGGGAGGAUGGCACCGUGCGCUGGUUUGACCUGCGCACGAAGACCAGCUGUACUAAAGAGGACUGUAAAGAUGACAUCCUGAUCAACUGUCGGCGGGCGGCGACGUCUAUCUCCAUCAGUCCGCUGGUGCCCUAUUACCUGGCGGUGGGCUGCUCCGACAGCUCCGUACGCAUCUAUGACAGACGCAUGCUGGGCACCAGGGCUACGGGUAACUACAUGGGCCGUGGAACGACGGGCAUGUGUGUGCGCUUCGUUCCGGCACACCUGUCCAACAAGUCGUGUCGUGUGACUUCGCUCUGCUACAGCGGGGACGGACAGGAGGUGCUGGUCAGCUACUCUUCAGACUACGUAUACCUGUUUGACCCCAAUAAUGACCAGGCCCGAGAGCUGAAGGGUCCGUCCGAGGAGAGGAGGGAGGAGCUGCGGCAACCCCCAGUGAAGCGUCUUCGUUUACGAGGUGACUGGUCUGACACCGGUCCACGAGCUCGUCCUGAGAGCGAGCGAGAGCGGGACGGAGAGCAGAGUCCCAACGUGUCGCUGAUGCAGAGGAUGUCGGACAUGUUGUCCCGCUGGUUUGAGGAGGCCAGCGAGGCCCAGGGCAGCCGGGGGACCACGCGCCCUCAGACACGCCCUACAGGCACUCUUCCUCGCAUAGAAGGGGCCCCCACCAUCCCAACACUCCCUACAAUACCCCCUCCACAAGCAGCCAGAGCCCUAGAGGGCUCUGUGGAAAUGGAGGCCUCCGCCGUCAACCCUGUACCUGUACCUGUACCCCUCUCCAAGUCCACCUCCUCCUCAGGGUCAUCGUCAACGGUUACAGCACAUCCUCCGUCAACCUCCUCAUCCAUGGAAGGCUCGGUGCUUCCCUCAUGCGCCCUCCCCUCCUCCCCAGAUUCAGAGCAGAGGAGUCAGGCAGACACUGCUGUGACCUCCACGCCAACACCCACACCCACCACAGAGGCCGCACUGUCCGAGUACGGCCCUCAUCGGCUGCCGGUAAGUUUAGUGUGUAGGCGCUUGCAGCGGCUGCUCCUGUUGGCCGACCCCCCAGGACAGAGUCAAUCCUCUUCCUCCACUGCAGGCACUGAGAGCCAAUCACAGGGGGCUUUUGCUGCUGCCGCCAAGAUGCCCCCCCCUACAGAUUCUCCCUCGUCUGUGGUUAACAAACAGCUGGGAUCCAUGACUCUGGAUGAGCAGCAGGGAGCAUCAGAAGCUGUGAGUGUGAGUGCUGGAGCGAGUUCAGUCAAAGUGAAAACUCUGUCUGCGUCUGCCAGUGUAACUGGAACCUCGUCUGGGUCCGGGGCACCCAGCAGCAGUACUGGACCUGGAGGUAGCCGAGCCAGCACGGCAGAACCCGUCCUGAGUCUACACUACAGCACUGAGGGAACCACCACCAGCACCAUCAAACUGGACUUCACUGACGAGUGGAGCCGCAGAGCUCCCAGUUCCAGGGGCAGCGGAGCCUCCAGUUCCAGGGGCAGCGGAGCCUCCAGUUCCAGGGGCAGCGGAGCCUCCAGUUCCAGGGGCAGCGGAGCCUCCAGUUCCAGGGGCAGCGGAGCCUCCAGUUCCAGGGGCAGCGGAGCCUCCAGUGGAGAGUCCAAACCGUCAGAGGCAGCAGGGGCCGCCCAGACCAGGGAAGGGCCCUUGGCAGAGAGCUCUGCCUCAGAGCAGGUGGCUGUGUCGGAAACCUCCGGCCAGAGCAGGUCUGCAGCUUCCCACACAGACCCACUGUGUGAGGCUGGGGGUGCCUCCUUCUCCAGCACCCAGGGCUCCAUGCAGGCCCAGGCCACAGCACAAGCCUCCUCUGUGGGGGAUAGUGUGACUGCCACGCCCCUGGAGAGGAGCCAGGGUAUGGGUGCGGAGGACACCACUGGGGGGUGCAGGAGAGAGGAGCCUGUGGGGGAGGGGGGGCAUGGGGGUCCAGGGGGGCAGGGGGUUCCAACGGGACCGGGAGGACAGGGUCAACCCUCCCGUAGCCACCAGGACUCAGACGACAGUGAUGACGACCCAAUUCUUAUCCCCUCUGCGAGGUACAGAGGAGGACAGGGACAGAGAUCUAAUUUCAGAGGAUCAGCGGUAGGAGAUAGGAUGAUCAGGUAACGUCUGUGUGUCCACAACUAUAAUAUCUAAUCUGCAAGCAGUUGAAGAACUUUAACUUCCAAAAAUACAGCUCCCAUGAGUCCAAGCAACCCCCCCUGAGACUCUACUGUAGUCUACAGGAUGUGGUGUUUGUAGUUUUCACCAGCAGGAUUAAGCCUUGUGGGUGUGAUGGGCACUGUUGUGAAACACUAUUCAUGUGAGCAUGUACAGUGGGGAGAACAAGUAUUUGAGACACUGCCGAUUUUGCAGGUU
Molecule: messenger RNA, 3755 nt
Organism: Salvelinus sp. IW2-2015
Lineage: Eukaryota; Metazoa; Chordata; Actinopteri; Salmoniformes; Salmonidae
Product: DDB1- and CUL4-associated factor 6
Biological process (GO): positive regulation of transcription by RNA polymerase II
Cellular component (GO): Cul4-RING E3 ubiquitin ligase complex; cytoplasm
Molecular function (GO): protein binding
Source: RefSeq, a predicted model, not a curated record